Theobroma cacao (cacao) is the source of this 2208-nucleotide messenger RNA. RefSeq lists its product as uncharacterized. Gene Ontology annotation, molecular function: protein binding. NCBI's taxonomy places the organism in Eukaryota, Viridiplantae, Streptophyta, Magnoliopsida, Malvales, Malvaceae. The record is from RefSeq and is a predicted model, not a curated record.
AUGUUUAGAAAAAGAGCUAAUGCACAAUCUCUGUUGUUCAUGUUCAUGUUUUUAUUUGUACUACAUUUUAGCUUGUCUCAGGUUGAAGAACUCGAGCUGCUCUUAUCCUUCAAAUCUUCAAUCAAUGAUCCUUCUAGCUUCCUCUCCAACUGGAAUUCCUCCACCCCAUUGUGCAUGUGGCAUGGAAUCACUUGCAACAAUUUUUCUAAGGUGAAGGUAAUUGAGCUCGUUGAUAAAAACAUUUCUGGGAUAAUUUCAUCAUCAAUCUUUCAUUUGCCAAAGAUUGAGACUAUCAAUCUUUCAACCAACAAAUUCUCUAGUGAAAUUCCUGGUGAGAUGGCUUUUUCUGUGUCACUUCGAUAUCUUAAUCUUAGUGAAAACAAUUUGACUGGUGCAAUUCCAAACUGUUCAAUUUCAUUGGAAAUAUUGGAUCUUUCAAAUAACAAGCUUUCAGGGAAAAUUCCACCACAAAUUGGAGUAGUAUGUUCAAAUUUAAAAGAAGUUGAUCUUGGUGGCAAUCAUUUGGUAGGGAGAAUUCCAAGCUCCAUAUCAAAUAUCAGCAGUUUGCAAGCCUUGACUCUUGCUUGUAACGAAUUGAUUGGCCAAAUUCCUCGUGAAUUAAGCAAAUUGAAGAGCAUGAAGUGGAUUUACUUUGGCCAUAACCACCUUUCUGGUGAAAUUCCCCAAGAACUUGUUAAUUUAGUUUCUUUGAAUCAUCUUGAUCUUGUCCACAACAAUCUCAGUGGACAAAUUCCAUCCUCGCUAGGAAACCUCACCAAUCUUCAAUACCUCUACCUCUACAAAAACAAGCUUACAGGUUUGCUUCCUCGAUCCAUUUUUGGCCUCAAAAAGCUUGUCGAACUUGAUCUUACUGAAAAUCAUUUAUUUGGUGAGAUCCCAGAACUCAUAAGUGAGUUGCAGAGCUUGGAGAUUCUUCAUCUUUUCUCCAACAACUUUACUGGUAAAAUUCCAAAUGCUCUAGCAUCUUUGCCUCGUCUUCAAGUGGUUGACCUUUUCUCAAACAACUUGACAGGAGAAAUUCCUUCUUCAAUCUGCAAUAUAAGUUCCGUCGAAGUUCUAAGCCUAUCUGAUAACAACUUAAGUGGAAUAAUUCCACCAUGUCUAGGAAACUUCAGCAAAUAUCUUACAAUCUUAGAUCUACAGAUGAACAGUUUUCACGGAACCAUCCUUGAAACGUUUGGUGAGGACUGUGGGUUGAGGUAUCUCAAUUUAUAUUGCAAUAAAUUGCAAGGGCCUUUACCACUAUCCUUGGCCAAUUGUAGAAGCUUGGAAAUGAUUGAUAUUGGUGAUAACAAGUUAAAUGGCACAUUCCCCUAUUGGUUGGAAACUCUACCAGAAUUACAAGUUCUUGUUUUACGGUCAAACAAUUUGUGUGGUGUCUUACAAAGUUCCAAGACCAUCCAUCUCUUUCCCAAGUUACGGAUUCUUGACCUUGCUAACAAUGAAUUCACUGGUCCUUUUCCAAAAGGUAUGAUAAAAAACAUGAUGGCCAUGAUGAAUUUCAGCAAAAGACAAAAUUCUUUGCAGUAUAUGCAAGGAAGACUUUAUUUUUAUGAUGUCAAUUUGAAAGUGAAAGGAUUUUACAUAAGACUUUCCCAUAUCCUGACAAUAUUGACGAGCAUUGAUCUCUCAAACAACAACUUUCAUGGAGAGAUUCCAAAUGUUAUUGGGAAUCUUAAUUCACUUAAAGGGCUCAACCUUUCUCAUAACAGUUUUAGUGGUCAUAUCCCCAUAUCAAUAGGAAAUCUGACCAAUCUAGAAUGGUUAGACCUCUCUUCAAACAAGCUCACCGGUCAAAUUCCUGACCAAUUGAAAGAUAUGACAUUUCUUGCCUGCUUAAAUCUUUCACAUAACCAACUCACAGGACCAAUUCCUCAAGGCAAACAGUUCAGUACAUUUGAAAAUGGCUCAUAUGAAGGAAACUUGGCACUAUGCGGUUUUCCGUUGUCAAAGUCUUGCAACAAUGAUAGGAGAAACCAAUCACCCCCAUCUUUCUUCAAAGAGGCAGAUGACUCAGAGACCAAGAUUAAUUUUGGUUGGAAAGUUGUGUUGAUAGGCUAUGGAUGCGGACUGAUAGUUGGACUCGUUGUUGGAUAUGUUACAUUCAGAAAUGGUGAACCAAAAUGGUUUGUGGCAUUGUAUGGAGUCAAAUAUCAUCGAAAGGGACGAAGAUGCUCACGAAACUAG